UCUGCCUACUCCCGGCAAAUUUUACCUUGCACGAAUCCCAGGACAACGUAUAUAGCCAUGUUACUUCACAGAUGUGACAGUAAAACAGCGUGUAAACGCGUUGUGCCUGGCUUUGUAUUCAACCGAACGCUUACGUAGUUUUACUAGACAUCCUGAUGAUAGCUCACACUAGAAUACGCAAAACGGUAUAUUAGCGCAGUCAAUAGUCCGUUGAAUUGUUUUACCGACUCAUCCACCGCGGUGAAACGCUACGGUUACUGUGUUUCCUGUCAGGGAAACAUGAGAAAGAAACAGAAUGUGAAACAGAGGAAGACAGAGGAGACUACAGUCGUCCAGGAGUUUGUUGUGGAGAAAAUCAUCCACAGGAGAGUCACAGAUGGAAAAGUGGAGUAUUACCUGAAGUGGAAAGGCUUCACAGAUGCGGAUAACACCUGGGAACCUGAGGACAAUCUUGACUGUCCUGAGCUGAUUGAGGAGUUCCUCAAGACCUUCUCCAUCCCAGGGGAGAGUGAGGGAGAGGACCUUCAAACUCCAGGUCUGCAGGGACAUCCCGAGGACCCCACUGAAGUCAACACUGAAUACGAGCUGUCUCAGUGUGAGCGUCGGGGGAUCGAGGUGCGGGAUCCGGGCGAGCACGAGCCAAUGAACCCUGCCGGGUUCAUUAGCCAACUGGAACCCGAACGCAUCAUCGGGUCCACAGACAAACAGGGGGAGCUCAUGUUCCUGGUCAAAUGGAAAGGCACCGAGGAGGUGGCCUUGCUGUCAGCCCGAGAAGCCAGUGCCAGGUGUCCCCAGGUGGUCAUUGCCUUCUAUGAGCAGAAGCUGACCUGGCAUUGUGGGGACGAGGAGCAGCAGUGAGGAGAUGCAGCUGACAGAAGGAGAGGAGAAGAACAGGUGAACUUUGUGGACUGCACCAGUGUUAAUGGCAGCUUGUAGGAUUUCUUUCCCAGUAUGUUAAUAUUGCAUAUCCUUCCGCUGUGCAGAAGUCUGUGCUGUAUAUUGUUCUAUAGACAAUAGAACCCUCUAAUAUAACGGUGUAGCUGAAAAGUGGUAGCAGUAAUGGUGUGUAGCCAGACUGGACUUUUUUUUAACUAUAGAAGGAUACUACGGAAUAAAAAAUGACUACAGAACUUAUGUCGUUCUUUGUGGUCACAGAGCUGAAGGACGGCAUUAUACAAAUGUUUCAAUAUUAUCUGUGUGUCUUG
Messenger RNA from Megalops cyprinoides (Indo-Pacific tarpon), 1205 nucleotides. RefSeq names its product chromobox homolog 3b (gene cbx3b). Gene Ontology annotation, cellular component: pericentric heterochromatin; nucleus. The transcript is spliced from 5 exons. Gene Ontology annotation, biological process: negative regulation of transcription by RNA polymerase II; chromatin organization. NCBI's taxonomy places the organism in Eukaryota, Metazoa, Chordata, Actinopteri, Elopiformes, Megalopidae. The coding region runs from base 280 to 858 and encodes 192 amino acids. Gene Ontology annotation, molecular function: chromatin binding. The record is from RefSeq and is a predicted model, not a curated record.